AUGGGUGAAUUAAAGAUCAAUGGCAGCACCCCAGCCAGGCCGUGGCAGAGCACUCAUCCCGAAGCCCAGCCUCGAGACUUCUCGACCGACAUUCUUGUUGUCGGUGGUGGUCUCGGCGGGGUGUCCGCAGCCCUUGGCGCAUUGCGCAGAGGACGCCGCGUCUUCUUGACUGAAGAGUAUGAGUGGCUGGGCGGCCAACUUACUAGUCAAGCCGUGCCCCCAGACGAGCACAGCUGGGUUGAGCAGUUUGGAGUGACCCGGUCCUAUAGGGCCUUGCGUGAUGGAAUUCGCCAGUACUACCGGGAUCAUUAUCCCCUGACAGACGAGGCAAGACGAAGACCACAGUUGAAUCCAGGUGCCGGCCAUGUCAGCAAGCUUUGCCAUGAACCUCGCGUCGCAGUCGCAGUCAUCGAUACCAUGCUCAUGCCGUACAUCGGGAGUGGAAAGCUCGUCGUAAAGAAGCGCACAAGACCUGUCUCGUGCGAAGUGGACGAACAAGGCAUCGUCCACAGCGUCACAUUCCGCCGUCUCGAUAACCCAGGCAUCUUUACAGUUCAAUCCAGCUAUGUGAUUGACGCCACGGAGCUUGGAGAUCUUCUGCCUCUAUCCAAAACUCCUUAUGUCACUGGAUUCGAGUCACGCCAGGAUACCGGGGAGCCCAGUGCCCCUGACGAGGCACAGCCGCAAAACUCCCAAGCUGUCUCAAUCUGUUUCGCAGUUGAGCAUAUCGAGGGAGAAGACCACAUAAUACCGAAGCCUCCGAACUACGACUUUUGGCGCAAACGACACCCCGAUUUUUGGGGCGCACCGCUGCUUGGUCUAAAAGCGCCUCAUCCACGCACACUUGAGAUUGUUGAACGCGAGUUCACUCCGAAUCCCAACGAUGACCCGGCAUUGGUUUUUGCAGACCAGCGCAAGUCUGGCGGAGACAUGAAUCUUUGGACUUUCCGCCGCAUCGCCGCGCGCGACAAUUUCACUCCUGGAGCCUAUCAAUCGGACGUGUGCCUCGUCAACUGGCCCAUGAUUGAUUAUUUCGAGAAACCCAUCAUUGACGUGACAGAGGAUGAUCUUGAAGAGCGCCUCAGCGAAGCCGCUUCCUUGUCUUACAGCAUGCUCUACUAUCUACAGACGGCGUGCCCCAGAGCAGACGGUAGGGGCACGGGCUACCCAGGACUUCGGCUGCGAGGCGACAUCACAGGGACAGAACAUGGAUUGGCAAUGGCGCCGUACAUUCGAGAAUCGCGCCGAAUUAAGGCCAUCACCACUAUUGUUGAGCAGCAUCUAUCUUUGAAGGUCCGUGGCGAGAAGGGGGCAGUCCAGUAUCCCGACAGCGUGGGAGUCGGCAUGUACCGCAUCGACCUCCAUCCAUCUACUGGUCAAGACAACUACAUCGACGUCGCGUGCUGUCCUUUCCAAAUCCCAUUGGGUGCAUUGAUCCCACUGAAACGGUCCAACUUGCUGGCGGGCUGCAAAAAUAUUGGGACCACGCACAUCACCAACGGGUGUUACAGACUCCAUCCUGUUGAGUGGAAUAUUGGCGAGGCAGCAGGGUUGCUGGCUGCACACUGUCUGGACACGGGGCUCUCGCCGCACCAAGUUCAGGGAGACGCCGGGUUAUUCAGCGAGUUUCACAAGGUGCUACUCCAUGAAGGUAUUGAAACUGAAUGGCCUGACGUUUCCGGGUACUGA
Molecule: messenger RNA, 1689 nt
Organism: Clonostachys rhizophaga
Lineage: Eukaryota; Fungi; Ascomycota; Sordariomycetes; Hypocreales; Bionectriaceae
Source: the annotation of a GenBank genome assembly